Pichia kudriavzevii is the source of this 1233-nucleotide messenger RNA. RefSeq lists its product as uncharacterized. The record is from RefSeq and is a predicted model, not a curated record. Bases 1 to 1233 code for a protein of 410 amino acids. NCBI's taxonomy places the organism in Eukaryota, Fungi, Ascomycota, Pichiomycetes, Pichiales, Pichiaceae. The transcript has a single exon.
AUGUCCUUUGAACUGCCACAUCAGACGCUGCUGCCGUCGAUAGGCUCUGUGACGGGGGAAAUGGAAAUCCCGUUGAGUCCAGAAACCGUAGAGGAGGUGCAAGCGGAAGUGACCAACGAAAACAUUGGUGAAUCGAUUGAGAACAUCUUAGAGGCUAGCAACGAGCCGUUGCCCAAGGACGUGGGUGAGAUCAACGUGUGUGGGCAUCUCCGGUUUGACGAGGAAAUGCCCCCCGAUGAGGAGACACAGACAAAUACCAUAUUUAACGCCUUGAUGUACGAUAUCGUGGAGUUCCCCAGUAAAGGGGUUGAUGGAAGACGAGGAGGAGGAGAAGAAGAAGAAGAAGAAGAAGAAGAAGGACAUGUGUUGAAGAAACGGAACCCGCCGAAAUCUAUUGUGUUUGAUACAUGUAGCACCAACCUGGACAUCUCAAAGUUUCAGACAACUUUGCUCUCCCAGCAUCCCGAUUUCAGGUUUUCUUGUCACUCGAGGACGUUGAUGGUGGCCUUCAAUGACGACCCGGCGUCGGUGAACGCCCUGAACUGGACAGUGCAAGAAAUGUGCAAUGAUAACGACAUUGUGAUCAUCUUACACGUGGUGCCCUUGAACACCGUCAUCAAGAACGGCGUGGGCAAACACAGGGACUACUGUAACAAGCUCUUGAAGAGGAUGAGGAACCUCAAUACGAAGAAUAGACACAUCAAGUUGGUUGUGGAAAUCAGAAUAGGGGCAGUGGAGUUUACAAUUGCACGGGGGUUCCGUGACUUUGAUCCCAAUUUCCUCAUUAUGGGCACCAAGGGCUUGAAGAAGACAAAGCUAACGAGUUUCUUGAAUGACAAUACCUCCCUUACAAAGCAUUUUCUGGACAAUGGACGCAUGCCCGUCAUUGUCAUCAAUCCAGAAUAUAUACCCUCAACAGCGACAUAUACCAACAUCAACGAGAAGACCUUUGUUGAUAAGCUGAAGUCAUACAGCCCCGACAUUGAGCGUCCAGGUUCGUCACAGCGGAUCAAGUUGGAAAGGUCCUCCAGCAGUAGCUCCAUUGGAGGAGGCUCCCGGACCCCAAGAUUCUUGAGACUUACCUCACGUUCAUCUUCACGUACAAGCUUGAACUCUCUUGGAAUAGCCACGCCGGCAUCCUCUACAGACACUUCUCCAGAGAGACCCAGCAAUACCAGAACCAGCAACCGAUCCAGGGCUCUUUCCCCGUUCAGGUUUUUCCACAGACACUGA